CCCGGACUCAUCUGGAGCAAACGCAAACAGAAAUGGCUGACUCGCCUACAGCAGCUUGCCCGUCGACCAUCUACAAUUACUUGAAGCAAAACUUGUCGCCUAAGAGCGAAGUUUUUCUUCCGGAUGCUUCCGAUGAGACUAUGGAGAUAGUUCAGCGCUGGAACGCAUACAAUACGCCGCAUUACAUCGUUUUUGCAAAGCCUGCGACUAACAAAGAUGUCCAAACCAUUGUCAAGUACUCAAACGACAAAAACGUCCCAUUCUUAGCAACUGGAGGUGGUAAUGGGUAUACCAACACCACCUCUGCGUUAAAAGGAGCGAUUGACGUCGAUCUGGGCUUCUUCCGUAGUGUUAGUGUUGACGCACCCAACAACCGGGUGACAGUCGGCGGGGCCGCAACUUUUGACGAUAUUUUCGGCCCAAUAUCUGCUGCAAAGAAAGAACUCCAGACCGGCUCGUGUUCUUGCGUUGGCGUGGUCGGAGCAACCCUCGGAGGAGGGAUUGGCCCUUACCAAGGGAUUCAUGGCUUGAUUCUGGAUGCCUUGAUAUCUGUAACUGUUGUCACUGGAAAAGGAGAUAUUGUCACGGCUUCUACGGGUGAGAACCAGGAUCUUUUCUGGGGACUCCGUGGAGCUGGCUUCAACUAUGGUGUCAUCACUUCUGCAACUUACAGAAUCCAUGAUCAGACAAACAACGGACUUGCUCUCAAUGGAGACUUCAUCUACCCAACUUCUGCAAAGGAGCAUGUCUUCAAUGUCGUCAAGACGUACGAGAAUAAUCAACCAAACGAGCUCUCUAUCUUCGCGUCCAUCAUGCUCGACCCUGUCACGCAAGUUACCGUCAUCCUGAUCUCAGCGAUUUAUAUUGGCCCGGAGGAGGAAGGCUUAGCUUACAUUCAACCACUGAUCGACAGUAACCCAGUAAGGUCAAAUAUCAGCUCAAUCCCGUGGAGCAGACUGGUAAAGGAAAAUCGCUUCGGUGCGGACCAGUUCGCUUGUUUGAAGGGCGGUAAUCACUCCGUCUUCGGUGGAAAUUUGGCGACGUUCGACGUGUCUACUUAUGUAAGCCUCGUGGAUGAGUUCAUUCAGUUCUACACCGAAAACCCUGCACUUGCGACAGCCAUCCUCGUUGUUGAGAUGUUUCCCAACGCUGUCACGAAGAGCAUCCCAGAUGAUGCAACAGCAUACCCAUAUAGAGACAGUUUUGCAUAUUUCUUCUUCUCCUUCGUCUUCUCGGAUGUAGCGUCUGGGGCAAUUGCUGAGAGGGCUGGGCUAACGUGGCGGAACAAACUCAUGUCAACUGGCGGCAAGGACGGGAAGCUUGAGGUGUAUGUCAACUAUGCUCAUGGUGAUGAGGGUCGCGUCGCCUGGUACGCACCGAGAAAGAUACCCAAGCUACUGGCAAUAAAAUCCAAGUGGGACCCUCAGAACCUCUUCAAAUGGACGAACGGUCUAGUCUGAAGGGGCGGCUGGAUAGAAUAGUAUGAGCUUGGUACAGAGAUUGCACAAUAGUUCAUUGGUGGCAUAAAAUACAGGACUG
Molecule: messenger RNA, 1539 nt
Organism: Truncatella angustata
Lineage: Eukaryota; Fungi; Ascomycota; Sordariomycetes; Amphisphaeriales; Sporocadaceae
Product: FAD binding domain-containing protein
Exons: 5
Coding region: 33-1460 (475 amino acids)
Molecular function (GO): oxidoreductase activity; FAD binding
Source: RefSeq, a predicted model, not a curated record